UCAAUGGCAAAUGGAAGUUCAGAGCAGAAGCGUUCUCAGCAAAACCAGCACCAGGCGCUCAUCACGCUCCGAAAGGAACAAGAUCGGCGCUUCGAAGCCCUGGUGCUGGCCCAGCAGGAAGAUCGCGAGGCGUUCCGGCAUCUCCUCGCGUCGGCGGGGUCCACCAACAUCCCGGCCGCGGGCCCGUCUCCCCUCACCGUGACCAAGAUGGGCCUGCAGGACGACCCCGAGGCGUUCCUCGCAUUGUUCGAACAGGUCGCCGAAGCCUCGGGGUGGCCGAUGGAGCAGCGCGCGGUGCGCCUCCUCCCCCUCCUGACGGGAGAGGCGCAGCUGGCCGCGCUACAGCUCCCCGUCGACCGCCGGCUGGCCUACGCGGACCUUCGCCGGGCCGUCCUCCAGCGCGUGGGGCGCACACCAGAACAACAGCGCCAGCGCUUCCGCGCGCUGCGGUUGGAGGAAGUCGGCCGGCCGUUCGCGUUCGGCCAGCAGCUCCGGGACGCCUGCUGGCGGUGGCUGAGGGCCGACAAUCGCGACGCCGAGGGAAUCAUCGAUCAGGUGGUGCUGGAGCAGUUCAUCGCCCGCUUACCAGCCGGAACCGCAGAGUGGGUCCAGUGCCACCGCCCGGCGUCGCUGGAUCAGGCAGUAGGACUGGCGGAGGAUCAUUUGGCGGCUGUUCCGGCGGCAGGACAGCUGACGACGUCUUCUCUCUCUCUUUCUCCUCUCCCUUCUGUGUCCCGUCCUCGCCCCAUUCCCCCACCACGGAGACGGGGGCCGGCUCCACCCCAGCCGGCCCGCCGCACCCGUGGUGCCCUCUCGUUUCUCCCUUCUGUGUCUGUCUCUCCCCCAGCUCAGGUGAGUGAGCCCCAGAGCACCGGUGCAGAGGGAAAGCCCGGGCCGGUUUGCUGGCGCUGCGGGCAGCCGGGCCACCUGCAACAACAGUGCGCAGCAAUGGAGGUGGGCGCGGUGGUAUGGAUCCCCGACGCGCCAGAGGUUGCCCUCGAUCGGGCCGGAGCGUAUCGCAUACCGACCGACGCGUCGGACAGAGGGCUGGGGGCGGUGUUGUCCCAGGAGGUGGAGGACCGCCCCAUCCUGUACAUGAGCAGGAAGCUGUCGGUGCGUGAGGGGCGCUACAGCACUAUUGAGAAGGAAUGCCUGGCGAUCAUGUGGGCGGUCCUCGCCCUCCGUUACUACCUGCUGGGGCGCCCUUUCACCCUCUGUUCGGACCACGCGCCCCUCCAGUGGCUCCACCGCAUGAAAGAUGCCAAUGCGCGGAUCACCCGUUGGUAUCUGGCACUCCAACCCUUCAAUUUCAAGGUGGUCCACAGGCGGGGGGCGCAGAUGAUCGUGGCGGACUUCCUCUCCCGUCAAGUGGGAGGGGAGUCGGCUGCGGGCUGGACGGGCGCCCGGCCUGAGUCGGGCGGUGGGGGUAUGUGGCAGCGGGGGCGUGGUCAAGCGCCGGUCUGUGACAGGAGGGCAGAGCCAGGGAAGGUGAGUGGCAGAAUCACUACACCUGACGGUAAUUAACCUGUGUUUGUGUGUCUUCCCAGUAACCGCGCCCUAUUUAAGGAGGCAGAGGGAGAGCAGAGGAGAGCUCUUCCCCCGGACAAGAACACAGCGUGUGUGUGUGUUUAUCUAAUAAGAACGAUUGUUAUGCUGAAAAGUCUGGCAAUAAAAGCCUGUCGUUACCUGAA
Molecule: messenger RNA, 1691 nt
Organism: Neoarius graeffei (lesser salmon catfish)
Lineage: Eukaryota; Metazoa; Chordata; Actinopteri; Siluriformes; Ariidae
Exons: 3
Coding region: 4-1524 (506 amino acids)
Molecular function (GO): nucleic acid binding; zinc ion binding
Source: RefSeq, a predicted model, not a curated record